AUGGAUGCUGGAUUCAAUGGAACAUUUAUAACUCUUAGUGGCUUUGUAGAUUUGGACAAAUACAGAUAUCUGUACUUUAUCAUCUUGUUGACAUUAUAUAUUUUCAUCCUCUGUACUAAUUGUACCAUUAUGUGUCUGAUCUUGAUCCACAGGAACCUUCAUGAGCCUAUGUACAUUUUCAUUGCAGCUUUGUCACUCAACUCUGUUUUGUUUAGCACUGUUCUCUACCCCAAAAUCUUUAUUGAUGUCUUAUCUCAAAAACAGAUAAUUUCUCAUUCAGCUUGUAUGUUUCAAUAUUUUAUGUGUUAUUGUUUGGGUGCAUCAGACUUCUUGCUGUUGUUAGCCAUGUCUUAUGACAGGUAUGUGUCUAUCUGCAAACCUCUGCAGUAUCCAACUAUCAUGGGAAAAAGAACUGUCGCUGUCCUCUUGACUUUGGCCUGGUUUAUACCUGCAUGCCAUAUUGCUAUUUCAAUGGUAAUGAUUGCAAACCACAAGAUGUGUAACUCUACUUUGAGAAGUUUUUUUUGCAACAAUUCAAUUUACCAGCUUCACUGUGCAACAUCAAGAGUUCUUAGCGUGUGGGGUUUGGUUAUUUUAGUCAAUCUCGGUGUUAUCCCUGUCAUUUUCAUCCUUUUCACGUACAUAAAGAUCUUUGUAAUAACCUUCAUCCUAAACAGUUGUGUAGAAGUCAGGAAAAAAGCUACAGAGACAUGUUUACCUCAUCUGAUGGUUUUAAUCAGCUUUUUUCUUUUGUGUGCAUUUGAUAUAAUCACAGCUCGUCUGGAGUCAGAGCUGCAAACAGGUGUGCGUUCAAUAAUGACGUUGAUAGUAUUUGUGUAUAGUCCUCUGUUCAAUCCAAUCAUAUAUGGAAUUAAAAUGAAGGAAAUCUCUAAACACAUCAAGGGAUUUUGUCCGAUAAGUCAUCCAUCAGUCCUUAAAUGUUGA
Molecule: messenger RNA, 945 nt
Organism: Entelurus aequoreus (snake pipefish)
Lineage: Eukaryota; Metazoa; Chordata; Actinopteri; Syngnathiformes; Syngnathidae
Product: olfactory receptor 10J4-like
Exons: 1
Coding region: 1-945 (314 amino acids)
Biological process (GO): G protein-coupled receptor signaling pathway
Cellular component (GO): membrane
Molecular function (GO): olfactory receptor activity; G protein-coupled receptor activity
Source: RefSeq, a predicted model, not a curated record